Molecule: messenger RNA, 1829 nt
Organism: Diprion similis
Lineage: Eukaryota; Metazoa; Arthropoda; Insecta; Hymenoptera; Diprionidae
Product: glucose-fructose oxidoreductase domain-containing protein 2
Exons: 1
Coding region: 315-1490 (391 amino acids)
Molecular function (GO): nucleotide binding
Source: RefSeq, a predicted model, not a curated record
CUAAUUUCCCAAAUUUCUACGAACAUUAUUCAUUCGACAAUAAAGUUGGCAAGAAUGUUCAUGACGCGAUCAUCUUGAACGGAUAACCGCGGAAAUUGUGGCCUGAAAAAAAACCGAAACUGUAUUAUUAUAGUUCUUCGUCAGUGAGGAAUACAGAUUGCGAAUGAUUCAAACAGACUUUGAGGUUAUGUUGAGCUGAAAAUUCGUCACGAUCUUGUCGACCGUUGAAUCAAUGACUCGCGUCACAGGACAAAUCGUAGAUAAUAACCACAGUUCGCGGUGAACGUUGACGUCGCCAAGUCCUUUAGUCUCAAAUGCUGCCAGGAAUCGGAUUAUUCGGUACGGGUCAUGUGGUUCGUGUAAUCGUCCCAUUCCUGCGGGAGAAGGGUUUUAAAAUCGAGGCAGUAUGGGGAAGAACUCUGUCAGAAGCGGCAGAGGUAGCAGACGCUCUGGACAUUCCGUUCCACACAAGUCGAAUCGACGAUGUGCUGCUGCGGAAGGACGUCGAUCUGAUAUUCAUAAUGUGUUCGCCGAACCUGCACGCUCAGAUUGCUGUCAAGGCUCUGGGCAUCGGAAAGCAUGUCGUCUGUGACAAGCCCGCAGGACUAAGUCAAUAUGAGGCACUCAAGAUGGUACGUGCAGCCCAGUACUACCCCUCGUUGAUAAGCAUCGUGAACCAUAGCCUCCGCUUCCUUCCUGCCUUUGUCAGGAUGAAGAAAUCGCUGGACGAAGGAUACCUCAGGGGACCUGUCACUGUGAUCGACGUCCGGGUGCAGAUGGGCAGCCUGCUGCACGACGGGUAUGACUGGCUUUGCAACGAUACGAUGGGUGGCGGGAUCCUGGCCCUCGUUGGAAGCCAUGUUAUCGACUUGAUUUUCCACCUUGUCGGGCAGCGCGCUAUCAGGGUUCACGCUGUGGUCCGAACUUUCACAAGAACAACAAAAUUCAUCAAUGGAAUCAGGCAUAUUUCUUCACCAGACUUCUGCAGCUUCCAGCUUGAGCUCAGCGGAGGAGCACUGGUCACAGCCACCCUCAGUAAUCACUUGCCUGGACAAUUAAAUCAGGAAGUAUUGGUCUGCGGGGGUGGUGACCACCUAGUUGUACGUGGUGGGGAUUUGUAUGGGUUCAGAGAGAAAGGAGUGAACAAUGACGGUAAAGAGGAGAUUCUGUAUCUUGAUGUCGAUGAUAUUAAAGAGCAGAGUCUUUCUGUCACCGACUCCAUUCCACUGCCCUAUGUCAAAGGGUUGAGAAAGCUGAUCGGAGCUUUGCGGGAAGCGUUUCAGCCGGUCGAAGACAAGAAAGGCUGGAUAAAGGAGCCUGUUUCCUCUGCAGCUACUUUUGAGGACGGUCUAUAUGUUCAAGCUGUUAUUGAUGCUCUUAGACAAAGCAAUAGAAGGAGGGAAUGGAUUAAGGUUUGCGUUCUAACCGAGGAACCAGAUCCUAAUCCACUUCUUAGCGCAGCUGUUCGAGCUACAGCGAUCUCAAUUUGAAGUGCUUAAUUAAAUUUUCUUAUUAUUCGUAACAUGUAUUGUUCAUAAGUAAUUCGCAACAUUUAAUUUUUUUUAUUUUGUAUGGAUUUUUUAGAGAUGGUAUUAGCUAGUAUUAUUACAUAGUUAAUGUGUCGUUUUAGUUAUACUAUUUCGAACGUUAAACAGUAUUAACAUUUCUCAACUGUAGGAGAUGUACGAAACUUACUACUGAAUAUAGUUUCAAGGCAGCUUAAAUAGAUAAGUUAUUAUCGUGUCGAAAUGAGUAAAGUUAUUCUACUGAUGUAUGUUCAGGAAUUCCGUCAUUUCGUAAAUUUAUAAUUUUCAGGAAUUCAGUAAAUU